This is a messenger RNA of Papilio polytes (common Mormon), 5655 nucleotides long. RefSeq lists its product as uncharacterized. The transcript has 14 exons. Bases 1348 to 4800 code for a protein of 1150 amino acids. Lineage: Eukaryota; Metazoa; Arthropoda; Insecta; Lepidoptera; Papilionidae. The record is from RefSeq and is a predicted model, not a curated record.
AAUAUGUUACAUUUAUAAUAACUAAUUUAAAAUGUUAUACACCAUGUGAAAUUUUAUUUUUGCUAUUUUGUAUUUCUUGUAAUGUUUAGAGAGGGCGUACAUCUUUGACUAAACUAUCGCACAACUUUUGUGCAUCCCAAUCAACUGUUUAGUUGCACAACUAAAGAUCGAGUAGUGUGCUCGCCUCCAUACAAGCUCUUAGGAAACUAAGAGGGACUAAACAGUUGUGCGAUAGUUUAGUCAAAAAUGUGCGCGUGAUCUUAUACAACAAAAUAAUGUGUAGAGAAAAACAACUGUUUUCUCUACACAUUAUUUUGUUUUUCCUUUUUUUUUUCAUUAUUGUAAUAUCUUGUAAGAUAUUUGAUAUUCACACAUGUAUUCUUACUCAGUGUAGUAAGUAUCAUGUGCCUGUAGUGCUAUGAGCCUAAUAAUCAAUUUAAAAAAUUGUUGCCAGAAACUUAACAAAUAAAUAUACGUAUAAACCUAAAGCUUGAUUAAAGUGGUACUUAUUUCAUCUUAAAAAUUAUAAACUAGUCCCAAGUGCUUCUUCAAGGGUGGGGGGGAGGUGUUGAUCCCAAGAGAAUCGAAAAAUUAAUAUUACUUAUGAAAACUACUCUGAAUCACUAGACCUACUUUUUUGAAUACAUCUACCUAGUACCUAGAUAUAUCUGUAUAAACUAAUUCACUACAUACAUCAAAAACCGUCUAGUUAUGAAUGAACUGAAGUGUUCUUCUCACCUCUCAAGAUAUUUUUACCAACAUCUAUGUUAAACUGAAUCAACGCCCUAUUUUGUAGAAGAAAGGUCAAGUUGAUGCUAAUUGGAGUGUUCCUAUUAACGUAGUUUCAUUAUUUUUUUCUAAGUAAGUAAUUCAUAACGUAGUUGUUUUGGGAAAUAAAAUAGCAUACUAGCUAUCUGUUACCAGAAGACUAUGGAACGUUUUGUUAAUUUGGUUAAUAUACGGAUUUAUUUGUAAUUUAGAAAAUUUGCCUCUUCAAAAUUACAAAUUGCAGUCAUAAAUAUCAUUAUUUAACUAUAUUGUUGCCAACGGUACAUUAUUUUAAAAGCUCACUGCACUGCUGCAAUCAAAGCUGGCAGAUGUGCAUAAGUAUAAAGUCUUCUUUUCUCUUGGAGGAAAUUAUUGGAAAGAAAAGAAUUCUCUUCGAAAAAAAAAGAACAAUUAUUUUUUUACUCUUUAAUGUCUAAGUCAAUAGUUUUGUUAUAUUUACUCUUUGAAAACGUUUUGAAACACAAAAGUAAAAAUAAAAUGUCACCUGUCACCUGAGAAAUUUGCUGAAUGCUGAAAUGUGCCAUUGUAAUAAGUAUUUUUAUUGUAAAUAAAUAAAGCAUGAAUAAAAGUAGUACUAAUGAAUGUAUGCCAAGUCCGGCUGGGGAUCCAUGGAUUACGUGUAGAUCGAAGUCCCACCAUAGGCGAAUAUAUUAUUAUAAUACUAUUACCGGUGAAGCAAUAUGGAAUUUAACUGAUUUUGAGAAUGAUAAGUGUAAAAAGAUAACAGAUAACAGAGUUUGUGUUGGCGGACAAGACCAUUCUGAUGGCUAUCCAGAACCAGAAGACCCACCACAAGAUAUAUGCAGGAACAAUUUUGCAUCUGGAACUAAUGAACAAAAUAUACAUAAUACGGAAUCCAGAAGUUCAAUUUUUAAUGAACAUAUCAUUAAUGAACCAUUCAUGCACGACAGUUUAUCUUCAAGCCAUAUAGAUCAGAAAUGGAGUAAUAUAAAUACAUUUAAUGAUGUCAAGUUCAGUGUUCCAGUGGCCACAUCACCACCAACAUCAAUUCCCAAUAAUUCUUUCCCAAUAAAUCAACCACAGAUUAAAGUAAACAUAGAUCUCGACCAUAUAGGGUUUAAAAAUAAUUAUGUUCAUACAACCACAGUACCACUUAGUGAACGCUUUCAAAGAAUCAAUCAUGUUAAUAGCCAUUCAUGGUUUAUUAUGCCAGAACAAGGAUAUAAGUCAACAGUUACAGAAGUUUCAGCAACUAAUACUUCUAUGAAAGAUGAACCGGAACCCUUGUCCAGUACACACCAACAGUCAAUUGUUGCUAGUGAUUUGAGGCAAAUAUUAUCAUUAAAACGACAGACAAAUAUAUUAAAUAACAUUGAACAACAAGUAAAUACUAACAGACCUGAAAUAAAUAGUAUGUCUAUUGGAACAUUGCAUAUUGGUAAUUUUGGAGUUCACCAAAUGGACAGGAUAAAUCAAAAACUAAUCAAGAACACUGUUGUUGGCACAACUGAAGAAGAUAACAUGAACAAUUUUCAGGAUUAUAUAUAUUUAGUUCCUGAUGCAAAUGUAUUUCAAAAUCACAUCUGUUUUCUUAAAUUCUUGCUUCAAUUCAGUAAAACUUUCCAUUUCAUAGUACUAGAAAAUGUAUUGAAAGACAUUCAGGUCAAUAGGAGAAGUGAUAAUGACUAUAAAAAGAGGCAAGCACGACAAGCAAUGAAUUUCAUAACCUGCAAUAUUAGAACAGGUUUGGUUUCAAUUGUUAAAAAUUCAAUGUAUCAAAAUAAUACUCGACACUUUUAUGUUCUGGAUUGUUGCCGAAAGCUUGUAGAAGAACAUGAUAAAAUUAUACUACUGAGCAAUUAUGAACAUUUAAAAGUACAAAAAAAUACUGAUAGGAUUUUAAUCUUCACCGUUAACGAAUUUAAAUUAAUAGUUAAUACUUUGGGUGAUGCAAAUUUAAUUAGAAACCAUCUAUAUCCAAAUGAAACAUCCCAGGAUGUGUCUAUGCAAGAUGUCUCAAAUGAUCAAGAAUACGAUGUUAAAGAUAAUGAAUUAAUUAAAAAACAACUUCAAACUCUAACGAGUGACAUUCCUACUAAAGUUAGUAUAGGAAUUGGAACCAGCAAUCCUAUUGAAGAAAAAAAUACAGUCGACGCUAGUGUUCAAACCGAUUUAGAUUCUGAAUUACUCACUCGAAUAUUAAAUACUGAAAGUGUUAAAACUAUUCUCGCUGACUCUACAUUAAAAGAAAUGCUAAACAAUGAUAAUAUGUCAGUUUCGAAUAAUUGGAAUGCAAAUUUGAAUUCACCGAAAUCGCAUGCAACAGAUAUAGACAAUAAAGUAAAGGAGAAAAAUUUCAAAUGGCGUAGAAAGGGAUCUAGUAUUUUCUUUAAAAAGAAAGACGAAACACAUUCAUUUGCUAAUUUAAUGGUACAAAUACCUGAAGGAACAGUAAAACAGUUAAAUAAUGAGUGUAAUAUUAGCGCUAAUGUUAUUUUACCACCAACGGAAGACUCUUCUAGUUCGGGAAUAGUUUCUAUUGCGCCUUGUCCUAAUGAUUACUGGAAUGAAAAUAAUAAUACAAGAAAUAUACACCUCUCUUCCGUUGGCAAAGAAAGUGAAAAAGACAGCAGUAAUGUUAUGUUUGAAGUGACAAGCGAAGCUAUGAAUGAAAAUCUGAAAUCCCAUAGCGAUGAAUGGGUUUCGCGUUUUGUUCAAAUAAUGGAAGAAGCGCUAACACAAGUGUUAGAAAAAAAUCCUUCGCAGUCUCCUAAUGUAUUAGCUCCGCCGUGGACUUUGUUUGAGGCGACAACUUGCAUUAAAAUGAAAUAUCAUAAAGAUCGUGAUAUCGUCGAUGCUGGGAAUAAAUUGACUAAUACUCUUACAAAAAUUAGUGAUGAAAAAGGAACAGUAAAUAUUCAUCCGACUCCAAAGCAAUAUAUGGAAAUGUACAGUUAUGGUGUUUACUUGAUUGAUGCUCUACAGGCUGCUUACGAGGGAUGUGAAGAUUUACAAACAGCUUCUGAAUCACUAUCGAAACUGUUAAACGACAUUCAAAAUCCAAAUCUAUCUACUAGUCAAAAUGACUCAUUUAUCGACGUACAAGAGGAAAAUAUCGAAAAUACCUGUAACAAGGCAAACAGAGAUGCAAAGGAAAAAGCAUUCCAGACUAGUAACGAACAUACAUUGAUUGCCAAAAAAAUACAAAUACAACUUUCCCCAGUAUCUUCGCCAUCAAAGUGCAAAGUAAGAUCGAUAUUUAAAAAUGAAGAUAAUAAAGUUGAAGAAAAGGAAAAUAUUAAUAUUAAUGAGGAAUCCGAAAGUAAAACUUUAUUGCUAUCUGAAUUGGAUUCUAAUAAUUAUGUAUUUGUAAAAGAUCGUGUGAGGUCAUUUGUAGACGAGGAGUCUCACACACCGACUUAUGAUCCGCCAACAUCACACGAAGUCAAUACUGAUUCCUCAAUUAAUGAAAUACCAACAAGUAAAGAUUCAAAACAACCAAAAAUCGUUAUAAACUUCACUCAAUGUGCGGAUUACGAAAAAAAACUUAAAAUGAAAGAAUUAGAAUUAAACGAUAUUGAUUCUGAAGAGUCUUAUUUAGAUUAUAGUAACGAUUAUUUAGAUUAUGAAAAUCAGUAUGAAAAUAUUAAAGAAUGGCCGAAUGAUAAACAUUUUGGAUUUGAAAAUAUUUUCAAUAAUUUGUUACUAGAGAUACGACAGACUUUUAUAAUUGUCUUUGCCUUUUGUAUGACGUGUCAAAAAGAUGUAAAUAUAUCUGAACCUCGAAGAAAAUUAUUAGAUGCCAAAGAAGUUUAUUUGAAAAUAAGUAACAUUUGUAAUGUUCUGAACAGAAUCAUCAAACGAGAUGAUAAAUUGUUCGUGUCGUAUAUUGCUGAAGUUUUGCAGGCGGAAGAUCUGAUGGAAGAUUUUAAGUUUGACGAGAGCGAUUUAACUAAAUAUAAAGAAAUUAUUACAAAAUAUUCGGAGCAAGCCAAUUCUCUUCGUGAAUGUUUAGAAACAAUUAUAAAGACAUAUGAGUUGGUAUAUUGAGUUUUCACCGCAUAUUAGAAUGGUAUUGAAGUGGAUUUUAAAUCUGAGUGAUUUUUUGAAUUCUAUAGAAAUAAGUGGAAAAUAGUGAAAUUAAAAAAAUUAAAGCAUGCGAUGACAAGUACAGAAACAUAAUAAAAGUGUUAUAGUACUAUUUCAUAGAAUAUUCAAAGAUUAUACAUUCACAGUUAACACAGCGACCUUUAAGCAUAAUAAUCAGAGAUUUAAAAAGUUAAAAUUUUGUUACAUUUGUUAUGUUUCUUGUUUGGGAAAGCAUAGAUACGGGUUUUUUUUAUUUAUAGGCCCACUACAUCAUUACUACAAAGGUGUUAGAGCAAACAUUAACUGUUUGAUACAGUUUGGAAUGUUGAUUAUAUUGAUUAUUAUGUUUUUUUUCUGUAGAAUUCACUGAUCUAUACAAACAGACGAGCUUCCGUGCGGCUUCCGCAUAACAUUAUAAAAAACUUCAUUUAAUUGUUUACUUUCGGUAAAAAAUUCAUUUGAAAAUGUCUAAAUUCAAAUUAGAUGACAAUGGUCUCUGCCAAUGGCCAACAAAUACCGUUACAAUAGUAAUCUUGCUUUUUUGCUAUUGACUUGUAGUUGUUCCUUUCUAGUAUGACUAUCUCGGUAGAAGGUAUUAAAAUAAUAGCCUAUAUGGUAAAUGUAGGGCCGUAUAUUAAAAAAAGAAUAAAUUAAAAAUAUACUGUGAUUGCUGACAUCCUAUUAUACAUAACUAAGUAGUGUGUACGCUUUAUUAAUAAUAAGGAUUCCUAUCGCCUUGGGUUUUAUAAUCUGUGGCAUAAAUAGAUCUGCAAUUGCAAUUCUAUUCGAAUAAAUAAAAAGUUGAAAUUAAAUGAA